Molecule: messenger RNA, 1236 nt
Organism: Ilex paraguariensis (yerba mate)
Lineage: Eukaryota; Viridiplantae; Streptophyta; Magnoliopsida; Aquifoliales; Aquifoliaceae
Source: the annotation of a GenBank genome assembly
AUGGCCGGAUUGGGGAAACAAGGAGCUGCUAGGCGUGGUGGAGGACAACUAUCAGUACUGCUUCCGGUUUCAUUACCAUCUGAUAAACAGACACAGACUGGUGCUAAUGGUGGUACAUUGCCACUUGCACAAGAGUCUCAUGGUUCCAUGAGUGUAAAUAAUGUUCCUUUGCCAGAGGGACAUGUCGAACAUAAUGUUGAGUCAUCCUCAACGAGGAGGAAACGGGGACCAACCCGAAAUAUUGCGCUUGCCAAAAAAAAGCAAGCCGGCGAGAAGCUUAAUGUCGAGAUGCCUGAAGAGCUUGGGCGAAUAGUAGGAUUGGAAUGCCAACCACUUAUAACAGAGUUGGGAUGCAUUGUUCGGAAGCAUGCACCUCUUCAAGUGACAAAAUGGGCAAAGAUUGACAAAGCCGAUCGGGAGAGUUUACUCCAAAUGGCCAAGGAAUCAUUCAAUCUCCAUGAUGGACAGGUUAAAGAUAUAACAUUUGCCCAAAUGAACACGCAAUAUAGGAAUCAUCGCCAUAAGCUACACAAGAACUAUUUCUUGCCACACCCAACAACAGAAGUAGCAAUGCAACAUCCACCACCAGGCGUGCCACAAGAAGAUUGGAAUUAUCUUUGUUCUUACUUCUCCUCUGACGAAUUUAAGAAAAGGAGUGCUCAAAAUGCAAGGAAUCGGGCAAUGCAAAACACACCCCAUGUAACUGGGACAAAGUCUUUUGCCCGGAUGGGUGUUGAAAUGACUGCUCAAACUGGUGAAGUGCUUGGGCCAAUUGAGUUAUAUAGGAUAACUCAUUAUAGUAAUAAGAAACAUUCUUGGGAGCAAAUGGUGGAGCUUCAGUCGCACCCUGUAGGAGAGAAUGAAGCACCAGUUUGUGAGGAGGAAAUUUGCUCAGAGGUUCUUGGACACAAGUCAGGGUACAUACGUGGCCGUGGGCAUGGUCCAAAGCCUAAUCGAUCCUUAUCUAAGCACCAUGAUAAAUCAGAGUUGGAGGCAGCUAACAAAAGGGCCAAUGAGUUGGAAGAAAAACUCAAUGCUCAACAAAAAGACAUGGAAGUGAUUAAGGCUACCCAAAAGGCAACAAAUGAGAUUUUACAAGCACUGAUGGAGCAAAUGCAAGGGGCAACCCAAAAUGCAACAAAUGAGAUUUUGCAAGCAUUGAUGAAGCAGAUGCAGGAUGAGAGGCACAUGUCUGCCCAUGCCAUUGCCCCUGCGCUUGACCCUCUUUCAUGGUAG